AUGCAGGACAUUAUUGACCAUUUACCCAAAUUGCCUGAAAUCCAACAACAAAAACUAACUAUUCCUGAAUUCGACGAAAUUGAAGUCAAAACAACUGACUCAGUAGAAAUAAAGAAGUUCAUACGUAAAGUAAAUUAUGAAUUCCUUGGUUUUCAUUGCAACCAUAAAGUUAUGGACAAAGAUUGCGACAUGGUUUAUAAGAAUGUUUCUGACAUAUAUAAAUCUGAAGAAUUUAAGACCUACGAUAACUUUGUUUCAUUAGUUGCUGAAUGUGUUUGGGAAAUAAGAGAUAAAGAUAGAAGAGGCAAAGUAUGGAACGAACAACUAAGACCCGCUAUGUUUGAGAUGAAGAGAGCAAUUGACGCCUUAGUUGUUUUAGCAGGUCAAAUUUCAAUGUAUAACGCAAAAAUGAACCCGCAAUGUUCAAAAUGUAAGGCAGCGAUGAGGAAAUAUAACUACUCCGUCAAAGAGAUAGAAAGAAUGAGAAACGACUAUGCAGAUUUAAAGAAAGAAGUAGAAAAGCCAGCAGAAGAUAAAAUGGACAUGUUAGCAUUUCUGAACAAAAAUUAUCCAACUGCUGACGAUUUCCUUCUAUCUGACGUCAAGAAGAAAUAUAAAGAAACCUUCGGCAUUGUUAAAACAUUCGAUGUACUAAAAGAAGAAAUAGAAGCUACAAAACUGUUUAAAGUCAUGAACCAUCGCAACAUAUACCAUGUAAAACGCUUGUAA
Trichomonas vaginalis G3 is the source of this 729-nucleotide messenger RNA. Its product is annotated as organellar and viral DNA polymerase type B. The transcript has a single exon. Lineage: Eukaryota; Parabasalia; Trichomonadida; Trichomonadidae. The record is from RefSeq and is a predicted model, not a curated record. Bases 1 to 729 code for a protein of 242 amino acids.